This is a messenger RNA of Conger conger (European conger), 1892 nucleotides long. RefSeq names its product immunoglobulin lambda-1 light chain-like. The record is from RefSeq and is a predicted model, not a curated record. Bases 96 to 896 code for a protein of 266 amino acids. Lineage: Eukaryota; Metazoa; Chordata; Actinopteri; Anguilliformes; Congridae. The transcript is spliced from 5 exons.
AGGACUUUCACGUUGUGCCCAGACAAACUGUCUCAACACAGCACACCCUCUACCCUGUGUGAACACAGUGCACAAAGCUAUCAACUGGAGAAAAGAUGUUCUUGGGCUCUGGGGUCAUUCUUUUCACACUUUUUGUAGUGGCUGAAGCACAGAAGAUAUUGCAACAGGAGAUAAUAUCUGCAACGCUCAGUGUUGAAUUUUCCUGUAAAGUCUCAGGCAUGACUUCGAGUGAUUAUAUCCACUGGUACCAUAAGAAAGAAGGGGGAACUUUGAAUCGAGUGCUCCUCAUUGACAGUAGUGGUAGCAGUAAAUCAGAUACUACUGACAACGACAACAUAAAAAAAGGAAGCACCAAGAAUGGUCUAAAGAUUUCAUCUGUAGAAAAGAAACAUGCUGGUAUCUACUAUUGUGCCUAUUACGACAGCCACAGUGAUAUAGAUGCCACAAUCCGCCGUACACAAACCAAACAGCAAAUGAUGAUGACGCAAUCGGGAAACUCACCCGUAUUAGAUGCAGUUGUUUUUGUAAAGCUCGUUAUUGCUGUGGGUAGCGGCGUUAAAGUAUUUGGGUCUGGGACCGAACUUGUAGUGAGUGAUGAUAAAAUUGAAAAGAUAGCCCCGGCUGUGAUCGUUUACCCACCACCUAAGCCGCAAGAUGGAAAGACAGCCUUGGUUUGCAUCGCCAAGGGCAUGAUUCCGGCCUUUGUCAGAUUCAAAUGGAAAGAAGAAGGUCAGGAAAAUUCCGAGGCGGAGGUUCUGGAACAUAAAAUAGAGGAUGGUAGUGCCAGUAUAUUAAUAAUCGAGGAAAUGAAGGCAAGGGUGAAACACACAUGUACGGUGGAACAUGAAGGAACGGAGCAUGGAAAUACAUGGAGUCCCACAGGUAGGGUAAAUUAAUUACAUUAUAGGUUCCACAUUAUUAUAAAAUCCCUCACGAACGGGAUUGUGUAUAUACACACUGCCAAGAAGAAGUAUUUGCUCUACUAUGUAUUUUAUCACAGAAUGGGUUCAGAUCUGAAUAAGCACAAAAUACAUUUUUAAAUGAUUACUUCAUUUCUUUAAUGAAAAAAGUUCAAACCACCAAAAGAACAUCCAAAGACCUGCAGGUCUGUCUAGCCUAUAUCAGCCUUCCUGACUCUACAAUAAGAAAGAGAUAUUGGGCAAAGAAGGGAUUCAUUGGAGAAUAGCAAGGUGGAAACAACUGAUGACCAAGAGAAGCAUCAAUGCUCAUCUCACAAUUGCAAAGCAGCACCUGGAAGAUCCUUAUGCCUUUUCAGAUGAUGUUCUAUGGAUAGAUGAGUCAAGAGUGGAAGUACAGCAUUUUGCAAUAAGAACAUUAUUCCAACCAGUUAAACAUGGCAAUGUUAGUGUGAUGGUUUGUGUUUGCUGCCUUGGUACUCAGACAAUAUAAUUAUUGGAGGAACCAUGAAUUUCAGAAAAUGGAAUCCAAACACAAAAGCAAGACCACAUCUAAAUUACUGAAUAAAAUCAACUUCCUGACUAGACCACUGAAAAACCUACAAUCUGUGUUUACCUACAGUAAUGUGAAAGACUGAUAUAAAAUUAUCGGAGGUGUUUGGUUGCAAUUAUUGCUGUAGGAGGGGAAACCAGUUAUUUCAUUUAGGGGGGCAUUUUCACAGGGGUUUCGGACAUGGAUGUUUGAUAACAUUUUUCAUGAAAUCAAUGAAACAAUAAAUUUACAUUUACAUUUACAUUUUAGUCAUUUGGCAGACGCUUUUAAUCCAAAGCGACUUACAAGUGCAUAGGUUCUUCCACAAGUUAAAGCAACACAUCCAUGUCUAGUAAAAUACACAUGAAGUGCUGUUCUAAACAUACAGUCAUCAUAAGUGCAAUUCUAUUUUUUUUUUUAUUAUUUUUUUUUUUUGGGUUAGA